Gossypium arboreum is the source of this 1766-nucleotide messenger RNA. RefSeq names its product AAA-ATPase ASD, mitochondrial-like. The transcript has a single exon. The coding region runs from base 108 to 1610 and encodes 500 amino acids. Gene Ontology annotation, molecular function: ATP binding; ATP hydrolysis activity. Lineage: Eukaryota; Viridiplantae; Streptophyta; Magnoliopsida; Malvales; Malvaceae. The record is from RefSeq and is a predicted model, not a curated record.
UAAGGAUAUUUUAAAACGAAAAAAAGACAUCUGCUUACGCAGAAAGGCUACUUUAAAAAGCAGAGCAAGGAGUUUGCAAUAAGCCGAGAGCAAAAAAGAAAAAACUGAUGGAGAUGGUGCCUUCAACAAUGACAGAGAUGUGGACGACAAUGGGUUCAACCAUUGCCAGUUUCAUGUUCAUAUGGGCUAUUAUUCGUCAAUAUUGCCCUUACGAACUCCGCCGUUACUUCGAAAAAUACACUCACACCAUCAUGACCUAUUUCUCCCCUUACAUCAAAAUCUCCAUCCACGAAUUCACCGGCGAUCGCCUCAAACGCAGCGAGGCUUACGUCGCCGUUGAAGCUUAUCUCAGCGCCAACUCUUCCAAAACAGCUAAAAGGUUAAAAGCCGAGAUGGGAAAAGACAGCAACAACUUAGUUCUCAGCAUGGACGAAUACGAGAAAGUAACCGACGAGUUCCGAGGAGCUAAAGUAUGGUGGGUAGCGAGCAAAGUGGUGUCAGCUACUCGGCCCAUGGCGUAUUAUCCCGAACAGGAGAAAAGGUAUUACAGGCUCACUUUUCAUAAACGGUACAGAGAGAUGAUAACCGGUGCUUAUUUAGAAUAUGUAGUGAAAGAAGGGAAGGAAAUUAGAGUGAGAAACAGGCAAAGGAAGCUUUACACAAACAGUCCAGGUUAUAAAUGGCCGAGUUAUAAACAAACCAUGUGGAGUCACAUCGUGUUUGAACAUCCAGCUACGUUUGGAACAAUGGCGUUGGAACCAGAUAAGAAGAAAGAGAUUAUUGAAGAUCUUGUUACUUUUAGUGAAAGUAAAGAGUUUUAUGCUAGGAUUGGUAAAGCUUGGAAACGUGGGUAUCUUCUUUAUGGACCACCAGGGACUGGGAAAUCAACUAUGAUUGCUGCAAUGGCGAAUUUGUUGAAUUAUGAUGUUUAUGAUCUUGAACUCACUGCUGUUAAAGAUAAUACUGAGUUAAGGAAGCUUUUGAUUGAGACAACGAGUAAGUCUAUUAUAGUGAUUGAAGAUAUAGAUUGUUCACUUGAUCUUACUGGUCAAAGGAAGAAAAAAGGCGGGAAAGCUAUGGCGGAUGAUGAGAAAGAGAGGAAAGAGGUAAAAGAAGAAAGUGGUAAUAGUGGUAACAGCAAAGUGACGCUUUCGGGUUUAUUGAAUUUUAUCGAUGGGCUUUGGUCUGCUUGUGGUGGGGAGAGGUUGAUUGUUUUUACUACUAAUUAUGUGGAGAAACUUGAUCCUGCAUUGAUAAGACGGGGCAGGAUGGAUAAACAUAUUGAGCUUUCUUAUUGUGGGUUUGAAGGGUUCAAGGUGCUUGCUAAGAAUUAUUUGAAAUUGGAAACUCAUCCAUUGUUUGAUGCCAUUGAUGGGUUGAUGAAAGAGGUUAAGAUUACACCUGCUGAUGUUGCUGAGAAUCUUAUGCCUAAGUCUCCAUUAGAUGAUGCUGAGAAAUGUCUGUGGAGCUUGAUUCAGGCUCUUGAGGAAGCUAAGGAAGAAGCUGAAGCUGAAGCUGAAGCUGCGACUGCCAAGAAGGUUGUAGAGCAAAGUCAGGAUGGUGGUGGUGUAUGCAGUGAAAAUUGUAUGGCAGAGAAGGCUUCAGAGUGAGCCAAAUUCCAGAUUGAUUUUUAGUGGAUUACAGAUUCGUGGGCGUGAUUGUUAGAAGGGAUUCUAUUUUAGCUGUUAAAAGCAAAUGGUAUGUGAGCGCAUCAGAUUGGAAUUUAUUAGUGUUAAUAAUAACAUAAGCUGUUUUAUUUAACAAAA